AGCAAAAGACAAGACCCCAAUGCCAUGAAUCACACAAAAAACACCAUUAAACACACACACAUGAAUACAUGAUUGGCAGCAACACACCACUAUUUGUUUUCGGUCUUAUCCAUUGAACAAACACUUGUUUUCUUUCCAUUUCAUUUCAUCAUUCCACUCCCUCCCUCUUUCUCUCUAAACCACCCCUCUUCUCUCUAAUGGCGUCAGUUUCAGCUCCACCAUUUCCUUCACAAACUACUUACACAGAUUCAAAUCCACGAAAUUUCUCGUUCAGAAACCUUAAUAAGUUCUCUAUUACAUCCCCUUCAUCACCAUUAAAGAAAUUUCAAACUUAUCCAUAUAAUAAUUUUAGGGUUCCAGAUUCUACCCUAAUAUGUCGUUGUCAAAAGCGUCCUUCAGAUCCUCCUCCUCCUCCUGAAGAUUAUUUCAAUAGGAGAUGGGAUUCUGGAUUACAAGAUGUUGUCAAAAGUGUUAUUAAAAAGUUUGAUAAUUAUAUGAAUUCUAUUCGUAAUCCAGAAAAAAAUAAUCAAAAUUCUAAACGUGAUUUGGUUAUGGAAAAAGUUACUGGGAUCGAUAGCGAAGAGUGGGAUUGGGAUCGAUGGAAGGAGCAUUUCGAAGAUGUUGAAGAACAGGAGAAAAUUGUUUCUGUCUUGAAGUCACAGUUAAAUGACGCUGUUAAUCGAGAAGAGUUCGAAGACGCUGCUAAAUUAAAAGUGGCAAUUGCUGCAAUCUCAGCAAAUGAUACAGUGGGCAAAGUGAUUACUUGUCUCAAUAGAGCGGUAGAAGAAGAACGUUAUGGAGAUGCAGCUUUGAUGAGAGACAAUGCUGGGGCAGGUUUGAUAGGAUGGUGGGCAGGAAUUUCAGAAAACUCAGAGGUACCUUAUGGUCGAAUCAUCCGUAUAAGUGCAGAGCAUGGGAGAUAUGUGGCACGGAGUUAUAGUCCCCGGCAUCUUGCUACUGCCGCACCUGGUGUUCCCCUGUUUGAAAUUUUCUUUACCAUUAGCGACAAAGGCGAAUACAAACAGCAGGCAGUGUACUUGAAGCGUGGUGGUCAGAAAUCUGGUUAUCCUCCUUUAAAAUUCUCCAACUCACCUGAUCCUAUUGGUGGCUCGAACACUUUGAACAAGUCAAGUGAAGGAAAAAGUGAUUUAUCAGCUGCAACCACCGAAGAUGCGGAAGAGAUUGAAGAUAGGGACAAUGACUCUGAUAUGUCUGAUGAAGUGACUGGUUUUCCUAAUAUCUUGCGUGAUAUGAUUCCUGGUGUCAAGGUCACCAUCCUGAAAGUUACAGCACCAGGCAAGGUGGAUAGGGAUUUAAUAUCCAAGGUGAUUGAACAAAUUAUGGAAGAAGAAGAAGAAGAAGACGAAGUGGAGGAAGAAGAAGAUGAGGAGGAAAAAGACGUGGAGUUAUUGGAUCUAGAUAUUGAUGAUGAAGUUAAAGCUGGAAGUAACCAAGAUCAAGAUGAGAUAGAAAUGAAUGCUGAUUCUGGAGUAAUUAGUGAUAUUAUAAGUGAAGAGCGAAAUGAAUUGGCAGUGAAAGUUGUAAUUGGUGGUCUAGUACAAAAUCUUUCGAGCAAUACCCCGUCUAAGGCUUUACUUCGAGUUCCAGCUAGACUAGACAAAUCAGGUCGCUUGUCAUUUUCAUUUACUAUUGACAAAGAUGAAAGUGAACUGGAUGCUGGUGGUAAGGGAAAGCCUUCACUAGAUAAGAUGGCUACUCUUCGAGGUCCUCGUAGCAUUGACAAUCUCAUGUCUGAUCUUGCUAAAUCUGUCAUUAAAAAGGAGAAGAUUCCCAUGAAGGUACUUAAGGAUGUGGGGGAAUUCAUAAAUCUUACUCUUAACCAAGCUCAAAAUCGUCAGCUUCUUUCGGGGACUACGGUAUUCAAUCGCAUUCAGAUACCAGCAUCUACAGAUCUACUCAGUGGCUUGUAUAUUGGUUCGCAUGGGCUUUACACAUCGGAAGUCAUUCAGCUAAGACGAAAAUUUGGACAAUGGCAACAUGAUAGUGGAAAUAAGAAUCCCCAGGAUCUUGAAUUUUAUGAAUAUGUGGAGGCUUUAAAAUUGAUAGGGGAUUCCCAUGUACCGGCAGGCCAGGUAGCAUUUCGUGCAAAGGUUGGCAGACAGUAUCAGCUGCCUCAUAAAGGGAUAAUCCCAGACGAGUUUGGAGUGGUUGCUCGAUAUAAAGGACAAGGCAGGCUUGCUGAACCAGGGGUCAAGAAUCCUCGAUGGGUUGAUGGUGAACUUGUUGUUCUUGACGGAAAGUUUAUCAAAGGGGGCCCAGUUGUGGGUUUCGUAUAUUGGGCUCCUGAAUAUCAUUUCCUUGUAUUCUUCCACCGGCUGAGGCUUCCAGAGUAGGUGUCCAUCAUAGCCAAGUCUAAGCAAGCUCCUUUGUCGUUCGAUAUUUCUUUAAGUGUUUGACAUUUUUUUAAGGUCUCUCCUCCAAAUAGCACAGCAGAGAAAGAAAUAAGAGAAGUGCGGUUAUGAUGAAGGCCAAAUUUUUGGUAUCAAUUGGAUUUGUGGCUAUAUGUUCUAGCAUAGAGGCCCUGGAUGACGAGAAACUUCAAGAUCAAUAUUGAAGGAUGUGCUCACCUUUCUCUCAUUCAAAGUGACGAUUACUGUAAAUAGUAUGAAGCUGACUAGCUUAUGUAUCCAACUUUAGUCGAAUUGUAAAUUAUUUUAUUUAAUCUAUUUGAUUUAAUUUUCAGUAUUUGUCCAUACCGAUCUGUGAAUAUUCUGAUAAUGCUUGGGGAAUAAACGCGGAAAUUUAGGCAUGAA
Molecule: messenger RNA, 2774 nt
Organism: Papaver somniferum (opium poppy)
Lineage: Eukaryota; Viridiplantae; Streptophyta; Magnoliopsida; Ranunculales; Papaveraceae
Product: protein EXECUTER 1, chloroplastic-like
Exons: 12
Coding region: 198-2354 (718 amino acids)
Biological process (GO): response to singlet oxygen; singlet oxygen-mediated programmed cell death
Cellular component (GO): thylakoid membrane
Molecular function (GO): protein binding
Source: RefSeq, a predicted model, not a curated record